AUGUACACUCUUGGAAACUCCAUUACCACAAUUCAAGGAUGCAUCCAGACAUGUAGAGACAACUCUAAACCAAUAGCAGUACUUGCCAGUGAAGAUGAAUGUUACUGUGGUGAUGACGACACUGAUUACCAGCAAUACGGUGAAGCUGUACCUGGGGAGACUAUCAACGAAUAUGCAUACUACGGUACCCAACAAUGUAGUGGAGAUAAUGGUACUGAACCUUACAUACAAGGAUGUGGUGGUGAAUACCAAUUUGAUGUCUAUGAUACUACCAUUGGUGCAUGUGGAGGACAGUACACUGGUAACACUGGUUAUAUAUAUUCCCCAAACUUUCCUGGCAACUAUUCAGAUGACCAAAAUUGUAUAUGGACGAUUACAGUUGAAGACAACCAUAUAAUUCAGCUUAGUAUAUUGAUGUAUAAGAUAAGUAUUGGUGAUCAUCUGGAUAUAAGAGAUGGUGAUGACGUAACGGCACCAAAGAUUACAUGGAACAGCAUGACAGUUGGUGGUGGAACACCACAUAAACAAUGUCUGGAUUCUGGUAAAUGGUCAGGAAUUGAACCACAAUGUACAGGUAUAACCAGUAUAUCUACGUCCAGUACAAAAACUCCUGAUAGAUCUGAGAUAACUCAAACGACUCGACAAAACGUAUUCAGUGAUGAACCCACUGGUACUGGAGAUACACUAAAGUACAGUUCGACAACCAGUGAGGGCUGCACAGUUAUUUGUGAUUCUACAUUAAAACCAAGUGUAUCGUCAAAUGGAAAUGAGGAGAAGAUAGAACAAUGCAAUCAGAAAGGUGCUAAUCCGGGUGUGUAUGUAGGCUUUGGUAUUGUUAUUGUCGUCAUGGCAGUAGUCAUAGUAACGUUGGUAUUGUUGUAUAGAAGAGCAAGACUCAAAUCUACCCAGACCGAGGAAAGAGAAAUUACAAACUUGGAUAAAAGUAAUGAUCGUACAUAUCAGGACCUUAUCACAACUGACGGCGUUAACAAUGCAUACCAGGCUUUAAAUUAUCACGACGAUAAAAAUAAAAAAGAGAUGGAUUCUGUUAAUACUCCUAGACCUGGUUGUUAUGAGGAGAUUGAAUUAGGACAAGAUGUAUCGAAACAAAAGAACGUUGUGCAGCAACAAGCAGAUGACUCUACUCUAAACAUGUCGGAAAUUCAGGAAGCAUUGAUCGUGUUGCAGCAAUGUGUUACUGCCUAUGACGUAACAACUGAUAACGAGAAAAAGGGGGAAAUGUCAGAUACACGGAAGGCAAUGACAAAGUUAGUCAAUUACGUAAAUGCGCGUAAAACAAAGUGA
Messenger RNA from Saccoglossus kowalevskii, 1305 nucleotides. RefSeq lists its product as uncharacterized. NCBI's taxonomy places the organism in Eukaryota, Metazoa, Hemichordata, Enteropneusta, Harrimaniidae. The record is from RefSeq and is a predicted model, not a curated record.